CAUGGACUCCGUGCCCGUGCCCACAACCUGUAUAACUAGGUUUUCUACUAGAAACUGAAAUACUUCUAAAAGAACGUUUCUACUGUUGGAAACUGAAAUAUUUUACGACUUUUACAACUUCUACUCCUAAUGUAUAUCAUAUAUACUUCUUCUAUAUGAUAUACAUUCUAGAAGUGGUUGUCCAAUUUAGGUAGAAACAAAUCAUGACUGCCCCAUCCUCGUCUUGGCUAGAAGAACAGACGAGGCGGAAAUGCUGCCGUUGUUACCGCAUUUGUGCUGACGUAUCGUGGCGCGUACAACGUGAUAAAGAAGUCGCUGAAAAACGAGAUUUUAGUAAGCUUCCGCAAGCACAAGUUGCUUUUACAAGUGGUGCGACUGCGACUUCAUCGACGUGGUCAUCGUCGUCCACCACGGCAGUUGUAGCGAAUGGGGGUGGAUGUUGUAGUCAUCGUGCGAAUAAAGGAGGUGCAAAUUCUGCAGCUGGAGGAGGGGCUAGUAGCAACGUAGUGGAUGCAACAACAAGAGCUGCAUCGGAGUUAUCAUCUACUCCUUCCUCCUCGUGCAGUACCCUUGUCGCUCGACCGAGCAUGCACUAUUUUGGCCAAGUCCUCUACCCCAGUGCAGUCGAGAAAAUCCGAAACCCGCAUGGUCGUGAGAAUUGUCCGCACGGUCCCGUCUGCGUGCAGUGCAUAAAAGAGCUCGGAAGACAGACCUUGCCUUGCUGUCCGCUAUGUCUCGGCUUCGUGCACGCUUGGGCGUCGCUAGAGAAAGGUACUGCUAGAAGAUUUCGUGCAUCAUUGGACGACCCCUUAGCGGUAGUAGAGGAAGAAGCAUCACUACGACAAAUGUGGGAGGAGGAAAGAAAGUUCUCAUUCCUCCUUGAAAAUUAUAAUUUUCGGGUACUAGUAGAAAAGCUACAACAGGAACGACAGGCUUCAUCUGGUAUGCAAGUAGUAGAAAAGCAAGAAGCCUUAAGACAAGCUCCUACUUCUCAAGAUCAACUUCAAGUAGAACUAGUGAAUAACCAUCAACAGCUACUACGAGAAUACGGCAUCAACUGCGAAACUGCUCUCGACUAUAUGAUCCAACAACAAAGAGAAAGAAUAGAACAGGAGGAGCUUUUUGGUUUAGCACAUUAAGAUCUCAUCAACAUGAUAUCGCAGAUCAUCUACUUGCUCCCCUACAAGAACUUUUUCAUCUUCGUCACGAACAACAACAUCUUCAUGAACAGGUUUACUGCUUCCGCGCUUACCGCCAGAUAUAGCAGAUCAGAUAGCAGGCGCUACUUCUACUUCAGAACAAGCUGCGGCUGGUAAAGACGAUAGGUCUAUUGCAGCGAAAGCAGGCGCUCACGAUGCAGGCAACGACGGCGAAGGCAAUCUCACGGCAUCCCUGAGGGAUAGAAGUAGUACUAGAACAAGUUGUACUAGAAGUACAAGUAGUGAUGAAACUACUAAAAGUAGCAAAACUACAUCAAACAACGACAAGGAAGAUUCGAAAGCGAAUACCUUCUACUUUGUGCUCGCCAAAACCGCGACGGAACGUCUUCAAAUAUCGCAUUCAAAGCUGCAAUUGCGCUAUCAACUUGCCUUCCAGCCAGCAGAAGAUAUCAGAUGGCCAGCUCCCAUAGAUGAAUCUACAGUGCAGAAAGUCAAAGGCGCAAGGUCGUACUGUGGCGUGCCGGUUUUGGUCAUAUCAGCACAGAAGGCGUGCAGUUCUGGUGCUACGUGAACUCUUGCUAAAGUAGACCGCUUACAACGACGAAUGCAACAUCCCACGAUGGGCUCAGGAGGUCGUCAAAAAGCGCGAGGACAUGUACUACUAUCAGUGGAUUUGCACGAACACAGAAGUUUGAAGAAACACAAAUGUGUAGUACUACGCACAGUUCGAAAUCGAGGUGCACCCAAAGCCUCGCCUUCCAAAGCAACACUGUAUGUUCCAACGAAUGUUGAUGCUUGCGUCCUCACACACAUCAAUUUUAGCUGUGAUGUGGAUCACCGACUAAAAAACAUUUGUUGCCAGAUUCGCUAUGUAUUCUGAUGCCCCCUCGCAAAGAAUUCGCGACAGGAAAUCAUUGUUCUUUUUUUGAUAUAUGUCCAUUUCUACAAGGAAGAACAAGAAUCUAAAUUUCAACGCUCGUCUGUUGCGCGCCGUCGAAAUGGACAAAAUUAGAAUCGAUUUUGACUUUGACACUAAAAUACAAAUAGGUAAAAGGAAUUCUAAUCCUGCUCUAGGAUUUCCAAAGACGUCAAAUCAGAAAUGAAGCGGACGAAGUUUGCGCGCCAUCUCAAGUUUCUCAGCUCUGCGCACUGG
Molecule: messenger RNA, 2313 nt
Organism: Amoebophrya sp. A25
Lineage: Eukaryota; Dinophyceae; Syndiniales; Amoebophryaceae
Source: the annotation of a GenBank genome assembly